Effrenium voratum is the source of this 561-nucleotide messenger RNA. Lineage: Eukaryota; Dinophyceae; Suessiales; Symbiodiniaceae. The record is from the annotation of a GenBank genome assembly.
AUGUCGGCCAUGGAGGCAAGGAGGCAGAUGGCCGAGCGCAGGGCGAAGGCGCAGGCCGAAGUGGAGGAGGAGAAGCAGAGGAGAGAACAGGAGCGAAGGGAAAAAGAGCGAAAGAAGAAGCGGAAGCAGAAGUACUUGGAAGAAGAGCGGCUGGCCACGGCUGUGAAGGAGAUGGAAGAGGCCAAGAGGCUCACUUGGGAGCAGAAGGUGGAAAGAGAGUGGUUCGCCUUGGAGUUUGCGCCUGCAGAGCUCCAGGCAAGCUUGUGCAUCCAACGAGGCCGCUUCGGCGCAUGGAAUGCUGAUGCGCAGCAACGCCUCCACAAGUGGCUGCUCACUGCACAGCGCCGAGCAGGGCAAGGGGAUGCGGCGCAGCUGUGCUUGGAGGACAAGAAGCGUCAAGUCUCGGAGUGCCAGUUCUUCAUCCUCGUCGUCUGGGUCUUCCUCGUGCUCGAGAAGACCUUGGAGCUCGAGACCGUCGUGGCAAACUUGGAGAAAGAGAACAGCAUGCUGAAGGCCCAGGCCCGUGCUUUGAAGGCAAAGAAGCAAUGUACAAAGCCGUGA